CCCGGCUGGCAAGGUCAGCACCACACCCGCUCGUUACCCGUGUGUGUGAGAUGGGCGUAUUAUCCGGGGGCAAAUUGAUAGUGAAUCCAAGCAAAUCUCCCUCACGAAUACGAGACGGGCAUCAAAACACCCCGUGAAGCAACGACUCGCCAUGUAUCAACAAAUUGACGGUCACCCUGCAUGCAACGAACACCGCAUCACACUCAGUCCGACCGACUGCCUCUCUCUUUGGUCCCCCCUCCCCCAGCCCCACUACAUCUCACUGCAUCUUUGGGCUCGAGAAAGGGCAGAAUGGCCCUCUCUGCUCAUCGCUCGCCAGCAGCCUUAUUGGGUCCCUGUUGAUGAAGCAGUUGACGGCAUACUUGACGGAGGAUGUCGGGGGCAGUCCCUGGUGCAUCAUGCGGUAGUCGGCCGAGCCGUCAGGGUUGAUAUUCGACCACACUAACGCCAUGCCUUUUGAGACACAUCCACACAUCCAUCCAUCCAUUCAUCCAUCCAUCGUCGCUGUGCAGCGGUAUGUAUGAACCUUUCUGUGGUUUGAUAGCGAGUGGUUUGGGUAGGUCUGGGAAGUCUGUCUGGCCACCCUCAUCCACAUCUGCACACACGCACACACACAGGGAUCAGACAGGGAAGGAAAGACAGAGAGACACGCAAUGUUGAACCAGGCAGUUACCAUUGAGAUAGAGAAGGACCGUCUGUGGUCGAAAGUCUCUGAGAGCCCGCCCACCAAUGACACCAAUGACAGACAGGCAGCAAAACGAAUGCGGUCUCCGCGCUCUGCAUGCACAGUCCCUUCUGGCAAUCUCUUCUCACCCGUCAUGAUGCAUAGCAAAGAACUCCCCCGGUUCAUACUUGACAACCACCAACUGCUCCACGUAAGCAAGAGGCACACACGCUAUCUGCACCGGCAAACACACCCAACACACAGAGACGCGCAAGCAGCCUCUGCAUCGAUUCACUGAUCCAGCUGUUCGUGUGCGUGUCUGUCUGUCUGACAUACCUUUGCGACUUUCUCCUCAAUAAUGCUGAGCGUGCGUGUCUCGCCACUCAUCAGGCGAGCUGACAGCGACGUCCUGUUUACCGACCGGCCACUCUCAUACGAUUGCUGCAAUAUCCACAUACACACACAGAGAGAAGAGAGAGAGAGAGAGAGAGAGAGAGAGACCACAAUGGGAUGCGGCUGGCUGCAUGUGUUGCAGACAGGCAUGAAGGCCUCACUUGUUGGGCUCCUUCUUUACCCAGAGACGUCAGAGAGGUCAGAAACCGCCCCGCCGACAGCCGAAUCAGAUGCUCGCACUCACAAUCAGAGAGAAACGAAGGAUACGCCCACAUGUCGGGGUCCCUGUGCACCAGAGUCCCCUUGAGACGCACUACAAUGCUCCCCCUGUUGGCCCCGUCCUCCUGCUUGGCGGCAUGACUUGGAAGCGCUUGCAGGGGGGCGAUUUGAAUGGGGCUCUCAGCGAGAGGGAUUGGCUCAUCGCCGUGGUGGGCCCCGGUCAUCCAGGUGGGCCUGGAUAGAGCCGGGAGCCUCCUUCUAUCCAUGAAAGAC
This is a messenger RNA of Vitrella brassicaformis, 1549 nucleotides long. The record is from the annotation of a GenBank genome assembly. NCBI's taxonomy places the organism in Eukaryota, Vitrellaceae.